UUCGCCGUUUUGAUGCUUUUCUCUCAAACCCAUUUCCUUUACAGACCCGGUUACGUUUAAACAUGGAUUUGGGAGUACUUCCUUCUUUAAGCAUGUUAAGGGAAGGAAGGUGACAGUAACCCUGAUGACAUCCUCUGAUCCUUCCAUCAUAGAGGGGUUGAGGACAAAACUGAGAGCGUUACAGAGUAGUCGUCCCAAUCUCAUUGAAGCCGUUAAGGUCUACCAGCUACCGUACAGUGGGCUAAAAGACCACACCUUCAAGGAGGAUGUUGAUAUCAUGGUACUCUGUCAUUCCAUCGAGAACAGGAAAUUUUCCAUCACCAACGUGACUGACUCCCUCUACGACGAGUUCUUCGAAUACAGCAAUGAGAAACUUGGAAAAGAUAGAAUCAUUGUCAUGGCUCACGACUUCCCACCAGAAGCGGAAGAUGUAAGGGCAGUUAAAAUGACUUCUUUCCGUCAAAGCCAAUACUCCACCUUCGAUAACGCAGGUCUGGUUAUGAUCUGUGGGAGGAUGGAUAAGGGAGAGCCGGAGAUUAGAGAUCAAGAUUGGGACAGCUUUGUGAAGUUCCUCGAGAAUGCCUCCAAGAAACCCCUUCCUUCCAAGUCUUCUGUUGUAGCUCAAACAUCAGUUCCCAAAAAUGUCACCUACAACAGCAAACCAACGUCUAAAUUAGAGGAGCGAAAAAUCAAGCCAUCUACAUUUUCUUCAAGUCUCUCCGUUGGGAUGCAAACGAGAUCAUCCAAGCCUGUCAUCUUUAUCUGUACAUCCUAUGGACUCCACAGUAUCAAAGGGCUCACUGAAAUGGUUCAGAAUUCGGUGAAACAAUGUUACUCUUCUUGUGAGAUCAAGGAGACAGAGCUGCCGUUCAGUGGAUUAGAUGACUUUAAGUUUCCUUCAGAGGCAAGCAAAAGAGAUGCCAUGAUCCUCUGCCAUUCGGUGAAUAACAGAGGAUUCUCUAUCACUGAUGUUCCCAACUCACUUUACAACGUUUUUCUAAAGUACUGCAAUCAGCUUUUUGGUAAGGAUCGCGUGGCCGUGAUCGUACACGACUUCGAAUGCAGUCAGGAAAUUCUUACAAUCAAUCUCCAGCAAUUCGAACGAACGCAGCCUACUGCUUAUAAAUUGGCGGGCUUCGUCGCUCUUGCGGAAGAUCUCAACACAUCCGAUGCCAAACUCUGCUACUAUCCAGAAAGUCCUGGCCUAGAUUCUUUUGUCAGAAAAUUACGCUGAAUGCGAUUUGAUAUUGAAUGAAUUGUAUCUGGACAUUCUUCACCACAUAGGGCAACUGCAAGUUUAAGAGUGGUGGACUUGCGAGAGUGAAAACCCUGUCAAAUCCUUGGAAUGAGAGUCAAUUCAUUGAUUUUUUUGCGUUACCGCUUCUCUCUA
Molecule: messenger RNA, 1390 nt
Organism: Lytechinus variegatus (green sea urchin)
Lineage: Eukaryota; Metazoa; Echinodermata; Echinoidea; Temnopleuroida; Toxopneustidae
Exons: 4
Coding region: 125-1234 (369 amino acids)
Source: RefSeq, a predicted model, not a curated record